Messenger RNA from Ilyonectria robusta, 2593 nucleotides. RefSeq lists its product as uncharacterized. Bases 174 to 2291 code for a protein of 705 amino acids. Gene Ontology annotation, molecular function: zinc ion binding; DNA binding; DNA-binding transcription factor activity, RNA polymerase II-specific. The record is from RefSeq and is a predicted model, not a curated record. NCBI's taxonomy places the organism in Eukaryota, Fungi, Ascomycota, Sordariomycetes, Hypocreales, Nectriaceae. Gene Ontology annotation, biological process: regulation of DNA-templated transcription; DNA-templated transcription. The transcript is spliced from 2 exons.
CAUACCUCUAUGACAUUCUGUACCCAAUAAUCGCGAUUCGGCACUGUCGGACACGCUGGAUCAGUUUUGUGACGACUAAAUACCUUCCGAACGAGCUUCUCCGCAUCCAUCGGAUCUAGCCCUUUAACUCCACCUCUCCCUCUUCUCAACUGGUGCUGCGACGCAACCUCGACAUGAGCCAGCCGGCUCACAAGAGACGCAAAGUCCCCCGCAAAGGCACUCACAGCUGCUGGGAGUGUCGCAGGCGGAAAGUCAAGUGUCUCUUCCGUAACCCGGACGAUCCGACCUGCAUCAAGUGUAUCGAGCGCGAAUCAGCUUGCAUUUCGCAAAGGCUCUCCGUUGAUGAUGCCAUUUCUCAGGCUUCAUCAGGCCAGACAGAUACUGUGUCCUCAGGAAACGUCUACUGCCCGCCCGUGUCGACUCGAGAUCUUCUCGAGUGCUCAGCUGCGACGCACGCUCACGAUAUCGCCGCUGCUGCGAACGGCGCCGAAGGUGUCAUCACGCCCGAGCAGUCGCCUCAGUCUGGCUUACACGGCGCAUCAUCUGCGGAAGCCAACUUCGACCACCCGUAUUUCGCCGCGCAUCAAAAGAGCGCCCACGAGCGACAUGAUCAGAUUUCGCAACGCUUGUAUGCGCUCCUCCCGCCUUCUGAUCUGCGCAGCCUUCUAGCACAUGAGAGCCCCGGUGCCUCUUUUGUGCUCGCUUUCGCCCACAGUCGUGAUGAUCAAAUCGCAGGCCGCGUGCUGCCGAACUGGUCGUUGGCAUCCUCCAGCUGGCCAUCGCCGGACACCCACCCUGUGCUCAUGGCCAAACGCCUUUUACAAUACGCCAUUUGCCUGCAGUCCCUGCCGCCCAGCUUUGACGCCACUCGCCUGAAGACCACUCCCGAGGAGAAAGCCUGCGAGCUGGCUGGGAGGUGGGUUGGGGCCGUUACAUCCCUCGUCUCGAAUGACGACGAGCUUGUGUCCUGUGCCGAGGGCAUAGAAACGUUGGCUCUUCUUAGCAUGUUUCAAGCGGAUGCGGGACAUAUGCGAAGGGCGUGGACGACGGUCCGCCGGGGCCUGAACUUCUGUCAGCUCAUGGGUAUCGACAAGCCGUCAACGCGACAGCUCGUUCGGUCGUGUGCGAGCUCCAAAGACCCUGCGACAAGGCCAUCUCUUCCCGUUUUGUGGCUCCGCCUCAACUGUAGUGAUCGUUACCACUCGCUGAUCCUUGGGCUCCCGGUUGGUUCCCAUAAGGAUACCUUUGCACGCGUCGACGUGGUGCCUUGCGGUGGCCCGCUCGACAGGCUGGAUAUGGAGCAUGCUGUCAUUUGCCGGAAGAUUGCCGACCGGAAUGACCUUUUGUCUGGAUCGCCCGAAGCUCACUCCCUCACGCAAAGUAUUCACGACGAUCUCGAACGCGCCUCAGGCAUAUUGGAUGAUCAUUGGUGGGCGAUCCCGGCCUCUUCCCCCGGAACGGCUUGGGAUACAGUCUCGCCUACGGGGUCGCCAGCGCACUUCCUAGCCGCGCGUAGUGCCAUCAAGCUCCAGGUUCAGCACUUUACACUGCUCAUACUGCUCCAUCUUCCCUAUCUGCUACAAAAGAACGAGGGCCAACGGCAUGUAGCAAGCCAGGAAGCUUGCAUACACGCUAGUAGGGCCGUGUUGGAACGAUUUUUGGCUUAUCGAAAGAACAACGCCAUGAUCAUAUCGGGAAGACACAUCGACUAUUCCGCUCUCAUUGCAGGAAUGACGCUGCCACUGGGCUAUCUAGAGAAAAGCCUUGAGAAUUCUUCAGCGAUGGCAUCGGAUAGAGUGCUCCUAGAAAGGGCAAUACUUAUCUUUCGGGACAUGACAUCUUGCAAAAACGACCGACUUGCGGUUGAGUCUGCCGACACGCUACACCAGCUGCUCCCUAUCAUGGCGGAUGCUCCUCAGGGAAGGGGCCAAGAACCUCUCAGACUCAAGGUUCCGUUCCUCGGCACUGUCACAAUUCAAAACAGGCCACUCGGUUUGAACAGUGCUGCACAGAUUCCGCAACUGGAAGCCGGCACCGCUGGGUUUAGUCUUGAUGACUUUGACUUCGAUCCCCAGCUGUCUCUCACUCUAGAUUCGGAGCUUCUUGGCAUGGAGAGCUCAGAGCUUUUUGGGGUAGGAACUGCUGACCAGUCUUUCCUUACCCCUGCGUCUUCAAAUGUAGAUUUUGAGAACGGUGUGUUUCAAGGCAUUGACAAAGUAUACUGGUCUAUGCUGGAUCAGGCUGUGAAUGGGGUCGCCGAGACGCAAGGCGAUAGCGUGUCGGGCAGCUGAAUUGGAGAAGCAUGUAGAAUUCUACUUAGUUUCUUGUAAGAUCGCGGGCGGAAUGCAAACGUUCUGUUCUCAAGAUCAAUGGUCAAGGGCAUUUGUUCGAAUCAUGUCUGCUAGAGUCUCGGCUACGCAUCAAGCUCAAUAGCCAUUUGGGGACCAUGAACUACAGGAGGAGGCAUGUCAUAUCGUUACCAUAACGGACAAGGAAUAAAAAGUACCAUCCGACUUUGUCGCAGACUGGUUAGUCCAGCUCACAGAGUUGUCUGGUAAUUGGCCUCUGAACUUUCGACAACGCUUAAGUAGCC